Messenger RNA from Dromiciops gliroides (monito del monte), 1669 nucleotides. It is a transcript of the gene MRPS5, whose product is annotated as mitochondrial ribosomal protein S5. Gene Ontology annotation, cellular component: ribosome. Lineage: Eukaryota; Metazoa; Chordata; Mammalia; Microbiotheria; Microbiotheriidae. Gene Ontology annotation, biological process: translation. Bases 61 to 1356 code for a protein of 431 amino acids. Gene Ontology annotation, molecular function: structural constituent of ribosome; RNA binding. The transcript is spliced from 12 exons. The record is from RefSeq and is a predicted model, not a curated record.
AGGCAGUACGUAGCCUACUAGGGGGCGGAGCCUGAGAGACGCCAGCCCGGCCGUACAGAGAUGGCGGCGGCCGUGGUUGUGCGGGCUGGCAGCCGGUUUCCAGUGUCUUGGGCUGCGGGGACAGGCUCUUUGUGGACAAGGCAGCUUUAUCCAACUGCCUUACCUGCAAUUUCCAGUUUUACAUCGAGGGUCCCCCCUUGCAAUGGUAGUUUAGCAUUGCAAGGAGCCAGGAGUCAUCAUCAUACCAGCUUGGCCCAUGCUCUCCAGACUCAGUGUUGUAUUUCUGCUCCUAGCAGAUUGCUAGGACAACAACACAGACACUACAGUUUCUUCACCAAGUUGACAGCAGAUGAGUUGUGGAAAGGGGCCUUAGCUGAAUCUGGUGCCGGAGCAAGGAAAGGAAGAGGAAAAAGGAACAAGAAGAAAAGGAAGAAGGACCUAAACAAGGGCCAGAUUAUUGGUGAAGGACGCUCUGGUUUUCUCUGGCCCGGUUUGAAUGCCCCUGUUUUAAAACAUGGGGUGGUUCAGGGAGUUGGCCAAAGAGGCAAAGAAGAACAGGAGAGGCUACAAGCUGACAUGAUCCAGAAGAGAGAUGAAUGGGACAAAAAGAAAAAAAAGAGGAUUAAACGGGAAAGAGGCUGGACUGGAAGCUCUUGGGGAGGAAUCAGUUUAGGACCCCCAGAUCCUGGUCCUAAUGGAGAAACUUAUGAAGAUUUCGAUACCAGAAUACUCGAGGUACGAAGUGUUUUUAAUAUGACAGCAAAAGAAGGAAGGAAGAAGUCAGUGCGGGCCCUUGUGGUAGUUGGGAAUGGAAAAGGAGCUGCAGGUUUUGCUGUGGGAAAAGCUCCUGAUCGGAUCAGUGCUUUCAGAAAAGCAAAGAAUAGAGCAAUUCAUUAUUUGCAUUACAUAGAAAGAUAUGAAGACCACACAAUUUACCAUGAUAUUUCUUUAACAUUUAAGAAAACACACAUCAAGAUGAAGCAGCAGCCCAGAGGUCAUGGUCUUCGUUGUCAUCGAGCCAUUAUUACAAUUUGCAGACUAAUUGGAAUUAAAGAUUUGUAUGCAAAGGUUACUGGGUCUGUCAAUUUAAUUAAUAUAACCAGAGGAGUCUUCCGUGCAUUAUCAAAACAGGAAACUCAUCAGCAGCUGGCCGAGAAGCAAAGCCUUCAUGUCAUUGAAUUCCGGGAGGAAUGUGGUCCUCUGCCUAUAGUGGUCGCCUCUCCUCAAGGAGCAGUUAGAAAAGAGCCUGAGCCUGAAGAUGAGGUGCCAGAUACCAAAUUAGACUGGGAUGAAAUCAGGAUGAGUCAAGGACUGAAAAACUCAGUCUGGGCGAACUUAAAGAGAGCUGCAUCCUGAGCUUUCAGCUCCCGCUUGUAACUGAAUUAAGGCUUAAAUAUGUCAUGCCAUGAAAUCAACUUUUCAGGAAAAGUCAAUGUCUUAGGUGGGGACAGCACAGCUAUCGUUUCAAUGAAUGCAACUCUUUGUGAUUACUGUGCGUGGAAUUCUCAGUGUAUUGUUUAAUUUGCCGGCAAGCUGAGUUUUAAAUUCUGGACCUUCUCCUAAGGGCUAUGAUCAGAAGCACCCUUUUUCAAGUAUGUGAGACUCGGGAGUUCAGUGUAAUAUUAUAUCAUUAAGUAUACAAAUAAACCUGAUUUUGAUUUUUACAAAA